AUGGCCACGUCACAGGGUACCCCAGACGAUCACCAGCACGAAGCAGGAUUCUUACCCUUUCUGACUACUGUCAAUGAGGCCCUACCUCCCGCUGGCUUUGUCGAUGCCACGGAAUUCAUCCUGCCCAGCACGACGGUCACACUUCCGACCACAAGCACACUGACCAUUACCACUCCUGGCAUAUCUAAGCCCCUGUUGACGACUAGGAUGACCUCCACAACCACUUCCACCUUGACAGCGUCGGCAUCACCUCGAAAUCCUGCACCCGGAAACGCCACGUGGUUAGGUCCAUAUACUGUCACCAUACACGAGGUCUCGAUUUCGAACGCUAGCAUGCCAAGUAUAACUCUUACGAUCAUCCCUAAUAACACCAUUUCUGAAUCAUCUGAUGUUACGACCACUCUGGGGUACACAGAGACCUCGGUCAUCGUGAGUACGACUACAACUACGACUACACCAGCAUUUGGAGGUCCUGCCACGUCCGCAAACGGCGCGAUCGCAGCAUUGUUGCCGAAUGUCUAUUUCUUGGCCGGUGUCCUUCUUGGACUGUGGACUUGGGGUAGUUCUUCAAGAAGCGAUCUUCUAGCAUACUAUGGAGCAGAUGUCCUUGAUUAG
This is a messenger RNA of Lithohypha guttulata, 615 nucleotides long. RefSeq lists its product as uncharacterized. The transcript has 2 exons. The record is from RefSeq and is a predicted model, not a curated record. The coding region runs from base 1 to 615 and encodes 204 amino acids. Lineage: Eukaryota; Fungi; Ascomycota; Eurotiomycetes; Chaetothyriales; Trichomeriaceae.